This is a messenger RNA of Oncorhynchus tshawytscha (Chinook salmon), 4490 nucleotides long. RefSeq names its product potassium channel subfamily K member 10-like. The record is from RefSeq and is a predicted model, not a curated record. Gene Ontology annotation, molecular function: potassium ion leak channel activity. Bases 2306 to 3925 code for a protein of 539 amino acids. Gene Ontology annotation, biological process: potassium ion transmembrane transport; stabilization of membrane potential. NCBI's taxonomy places the organism in Eukaryota, Metazoa, Chordata, Actinopteri, Salmoniformes, Salmonidae. Gene Ontology annotation, cellular component: membrane. The transcript has 7 exons.
AAUCCAAAACUGAGUCUUGAGUGCAAAAUAAAUAUCUUUACUAAAACAUCAGGGUGCCCAAAAAAAAUCAUUGUUUUGUUUUCAACUUACGCACUAACAUUUCGGCCUCAGUGUAAAUCUUGGCACCACAGGAGGCUACUGAGGGGAGGACAGCUCAUAAUAAUGGCCGUAUAAUGAAGGCGAAUGGAAUAGCAUCAAACACAUGGAAACCAUCUGUUUGAUGUAUUUGAUACCAUUCCACUUAUUUCCGCUCCAGCCAUUACCACGAGCCCGUCCUCCCCAAUUAAGGUGCCACCAACCUUCUGUGGUCGGCACAAACACCUGGCUUCUAUUUCAAGGUUAAUUGCACAUGUCACAUGAUCAAGCAAGAAAACACAUCAGAAAACCGAUGAAUCAGUACCUAGUACAAUAGAAUGCAUGAUCUAGAUUAUAUACAAAAGCAGACAGAGAAAUAUAAUCAAUUAUUGCUUUUAAACAUACCAUGUGAACAUUUCCUCAGAAUGAUCCCAACCCUAAUUAGGAGACUUCUCAGUCAUCAUUCUGACGCUUGCACAUUGGUAAUUGUCAAUGAAAAAUAUCAAAGCUAAGGAUGGCUGGGCUUGGUUAAAAUCCUGGAUGGGAGACCAAAUGGAUAGUUGUAGGUAAAUCAACUCUCCAGUAGGAGGUGCUGUCCAGUUCUCUUUUUUUUCUGAUGGUGGAUAUAAUGUUGCAGAUCUGACAUUGUUUCAAAGGUACAAAUUCAACAUAGCCAAACCUUGUGUAAAAUAUGUUGAAAAUUGGUUACCAUGAUGACAUAAUUCUAUGUUGAAAUUUCACCCUUAAAAAACAGUUUACGUUGAUGACUUUUUACAAAUCCAAUGUAUUUUCCAUGUAGAUUCCACAUCACAAUAUGUUGACAAAUUACAUUGAAACAACGUUGAUUCAACCAGUUUGUGCCCAGUCGGAAGAGCGAACCAUGUUUUCUAUUGGCCUUUUAUGUAUAAAAAUAUAUGUGAACAUGUGUGAACAUAAUUUAUAUGUGAACAUAAUUUAGUCACUCACCAAGGUCCCUAUGCCCUUGUUUGUUCUAUUUGAGGGGAAUUGACAAUGGCCACACUCUAGUCAGUUGAGGUGAAGGCUAAAUGGCUAAUAUAAUGCCAUUAAAGACACCUUGGUGUGUUACAGUUGCUGCAGUAUAGGGCUCCAUUGAGAGAUGGGAUAAAAACACAUGACCUCAUCGGACUUAGAGCUCGAGCUCUGCAUGGGUAGUUCCCGCCUAUCCUGCAUGUAUGCACGUCCAUGCGGCUGCCCUCUUCUCGUGCACGGUCACAUGUUUACCCAGCCGCCUCUCCAACCACCAGUGUAGCAAGUGAUUUACCUGUCUAGCUGUUAUCAUCAGUAUGACCUUCUGGGAGAAAUGCCAGACGUGAUUUAUGGGCUACAUGCAGCCAAGUGUUGCACAUACAAUUAUUCUCCUUUUUGUGGCAGGCAGAGUUUAGCGUUGCUCAUCAAAAUUCAUUGAACCUGCAAGACCACUGUAGUGAAUGUUUUUCCUUACAGUGACAUUAUUAAAUGGUUACAUAAAUCACCAGCACUAAUUCCAUUGGUUUUCAUCACCAAAAUCAAGGCUUCUUUGUAUAGUGUGUACCCAUGAGAUGUGCCAGAACGGUGACGACUUUCAAGCAUAAUCUUACAUAAUGUGAUGAUGACAACGAGCAUCUUGAAGGUAUGACGAUGAGGCUCAUGAAAAAGAAGCAAUGCAGCUGGAAAAAACAUUUUCAACGCUUUGGCUAUGAAUUGUGAAUGUUUAUAACUACAAAUCCAUAUCACAAGGGGACAAACAGAAAAUUAACCCCCGGUUUUCUUUUCAAAUAUUAUUCAGACAGUACAGCAUUAGGACAUCAUCUACCAACCCAUAAUUUUUUCAUAUAGAAGGCUCACUUUUUAAUCCAUAAUAACAUAGCAUUCUCAGCCUGCUUGAGGCUACGAGCCAUACCCAUCCAGAUCCUGUGAAUCCACUGGCUGAAAUAGCGCUCUGAGGUGCCUGCUUUUAACCGUAAUGGGUUUUCUGAAAGCCCACAGAACACUUUGAGAUUCACUCUCUGUCUCUCUCGCUCUCUCUACCAUCUCAAAACCUCAAGCAUCAAGACACACUCCACUACUGUUUCAUUGUCAUACUCCUGGGACUGAUAGACUGAAGCCCAAACUGCCCAGGAUAUCAAGCCCAGUUCCAUAUGGUAUUCUUACAAGGUUAUUCACCUAUUCCUGACAUGCAUACGUGGCAGCCCAGACCAAUCUGUUCUCCCAAAAGAAGGUCCAGCCAGGCAUGAUGAGUUCCAGCCUGGUGCAGGCCAGUGUGGCCACCAUGCAGAACCCCAUGGGCUGCACUGUUCCCCGACUCUCUCCGUCAAGGCCCGCCAGCAUGGUGGCCAGCAUGGAGGCGGUGGGUGAGGACGGCUCGCCCCUGUUUACCGUCAUGAAGUGGAAGACUGUGGUGGCGGUGUUCGUGGUUGUGGUGGCCUAUCUGGUCGGGGGAGGUCUGGUGUUCCGGGCCCUGGAGCAGCCCUUCGAGAGCAACCAGAAGGUGACCAUCACUGCGGAGAAGGCAGCGUUCCUGCAGAAACACCCCUGUGUCUCACCGACGGAGCUGGAGGCGCUCAUCAAGCACUCUGUAGAUGCUGUGAAUGCUGGGGUCAGCCCGAUAGGAGACACAUCCUAUAACUCCAGUCACUGGGACCUGGGCAGUGCCUUCUUCUUCGCCGGAACAGUCAUCACAACCAUAGGGUACGGUAACAUUGCCCCAAGCACGGAGGGCGGGAAGAUUUUCUGUAUCCUGUAUGCAAUAUUCGGCAUCCCUCUGUUUGGGUUUCUGCUAGCCGGUGUGGGGGACCAGCUAGGGACCAUUUUUGUGAAAAGCAUCGCGAAGGUGGAGAAAAUGUUCAGACGCAAACAGAACCAAAUCAGCCAGACAAAGAUCCGAGUGGCCUCCACGUUACUCUUCAUCCUGGCGGGCUGCAUCCUCUUCGUCACCAUCCCUGCAGUCGUCUUCAAACACAUAGAAGGCUGGACAGGACUGGAGGCCAUUUACUUUGUUGUCAUCACUCUGACAACUAUUGGAAUAGGAGACUAUGUGGCAGGAGGGGACCGGAGGGUGGAGUAUCGUAAUUGGUAUAGACCACUGGUGUGGUUCUGGAUCCUGGUGGGUUUGGCUUAUUUCGCUGCUGUGCUGAGUAUGAUCGGUGACUGGCUGAGGGUUCUGUCCAAGAAGACAAAAGAGGAGGUCGGUGAGAUCAAGGCCCACGCGGCUGAGUGGAAGGCCAACGUGCGCGCCGAGUUCCGGGAGACGCGGCGCCGCCUGAGCGUGGAGGUCAGCGACAAGCUCCAGCGGGCCGCCACCAUCCGUAGCAUGGAGCGCCGUCAGCUGGGCCUGGACCAGCGGGCCGUCUCCAUGGACAUGCUCUCCCCGGAACGCCGUGCCGUCUUCAACAGCCUGGACACCAACCCCUACAAGACCUCGUCCCAGGAGAGCAUUGAUACCAAGAUCAACAACCUGCGUCUAAGAGGGGCUGAGUGUGAUCCACACCGGUCUGACAAUGUGGCCGCCUCGGAGGACAACAUCUUUAAUCGCUUGGGCUCUGCCACCAAGCUGGCCAGGAGGAGCAAGAACCGCGAGCUGAAGAAAAACAUCCCAGAUGAACUACGAUGCAGGCCCUAUAGUACUCCGCCCAUGGAGAUAGGGGAGAGGAAGGAGGAAGAGGAGGAAGAUGAGGGAUUAGACAAAGAGUUCAACACCAGCCUGUCCGAUCUGCCGCUGUUCGUGGAAGUGUGCAAGCCCCAGAACGGUUUUACAGUACCAUUCAUACCACUACAGACCAAAGAUAAAGAAACUGAGGAGGAGACAUUUCAACUUGAAGAAAAGGAGCUGCAUAUCCAGAUGGAUCCUUAAGACUGUUGGCUGUUUGUCCUGAGAAUAUUAAGUUUUAAACAUCACUACCGUAUGUGCCUUACAUCUCUCACUCCUCUGUGCUUGAUAUUGGGGGAACAGUUGUCCCUGUGUGCUAUGUAAUGUUACUCAAUAUUCACUGUGCCGUAAUAACCUGAAGUUAAGACAUGGGCAUCAUCAGUUUCUACAAUCACCUGGUAAAAUAUUGAGAUUUGGGGUUCUUGUGGUACAGAACAACCAAAAUGAUGGUCAUGUUUAUUUUGAGGGAAGAGAAGAUGGCUGCUAAUCAGAAGAGUCAAUGAUAAAGUAAAUAAAAUGCAGUAGCAGACUGCUAUGAUGUCUCUUUGGAGGGUUGGACCUAUAUGCACAUAGUGGACUUUGAUAGUCCUAAACACUAUCUAAAGUCAUUUUAGGACCAAAGAACUGAGCUGCUGAGAGAAGAACAAACAUUGUGAAAGACUGGAGAGUAACUCAGAUUUGGUCUCAUUCCAUCACAAUACAUAAACUCUAUAAAAAAUAGAUUAAAAAAAAAAAGGAAUAAACACAGCCACGUUGUGUGUGCAUGUUA